GACAUCCUUUCAUUUGAGCCGGGCCAACUGACUCAGCCCAAGUGGAUCUUCAACUACGUGGUUGGCAAAGACUGCCAGUUUGAAUGGGUGCCCACGGAAGUUGUACCUCCUUGCUGUGUCCAUCCAGGUGCUGGGCGUCUCCCCCUUGCUGUGCGGAUCACUGGCCCAACUGAGUCUGUGGUAGUUUCGUCCCUCAGAACUGGCAUUUUUCUCACGGUCAAACAGAUUCAGUCCAUCAUCGGGGCUUUCAAGAUUCCAGAGCCUGCUCCAGGGUCCGGGUCAGGCAAAAAUGGCAGGGUUGUCAAGAUGGACCUGUCAAGAGCUUUGAUUGGCGGACUCUUCCAUGCUGCUUCCGGAGAUGAGAAAGCUUUCAUGAUUGCAUCCUUGAUGGUGAGAAAAAAAGUUCGACUAGAAGAUGCCCCAGACCUUCUGGUGAAGCUUACUUCAAUGCUGGACACAAGUGAAGCACAGCAUUUCGGACGAGAACGGAAAGCUGCCCUUGAUGAGUUGGCAGUGAACAAAAUGAAGGCAAACAUUGCACGUACAAAAGGCAAGGAAGCAGAAGAGGAAGAAGAGGGUCCAAACCCAUCUUCUGGGUCUGGAAUCAAGAGGUCACAUGAAGAGGCACAUGGAGCUCCAAUGGCUUCUUCUUCAAAAGCCAAAAAAGGAGAUGAAGCUGAGGAAAGGUCUAUGAAAUUGCGCAAGAACAACGUCAGGGCACCGAAGCAAUUCAUUUCUUUCUUCCCUUUGGUGAGCCAAACCUAUUUCAAGUGGCAGCCACAACUCAGCAGG
Cladocopium goreaui is the source of this 792-nucleotide messenger RNA. The record is from the annotation of a GenBank genome assembly. Lineage: Eukaryota; Dinophyceae; Suessiales; Symbiodiniaceae.